UCAGAAACAGUGAAAGAUGAUUGAAACUUUCUGUGACUUGUAAAUAAUGGUUUAUGUGUUUAUUAUUUUAACAUAAAAGUUUUUAAGAGUUUACCAAGUGAUUUUUAAAGCAAUUUAUUUUGAAAAAAUGUCUCGACAUUCCCACGGUCCUAGGAGCAGUACGAGCCCACAUUCAAGGUCUGAGAGCCAUCUAAUGAAUUAUAGCGAAGAAAUAACUGACGCCGAACUUAUAAAGCAGGUCAACGAUAUAAAACAACAAAUACGAAUCCUCUCGCUCGAAAACGAGAUCUUCGAACGAGUCAUAAUGAGGUUGGAGCCAACGUUGAUGCAUGGAAUCCAACAGGCGUUGGACUACGCCACCAAGCUUCAGAGCAGCUCGCCCUUGAGCAUUGGAAGCUUUGUCAAGUCCCAGACGUCAAGAUAUGGCUUUGAUUCCGUCAUUACCAGUCCUUCGAGAAUGUUCACGAGUCCAUCAAGAGUAUCCACCCGAAGAGUGGAUUCCUCAGCCAAAGUCAGCGGGACUGUCAUAUUCGGGACUGGUCCACGGAUCAACGUGCUGGAGAGGUCAGAACUAGUCUCCGCAGAGAUGGAGAUUCUGAUAGCUAAUCUGGAGAAGGCGAGGAAGAAGGCGGCCAAACAACACGCGUUUCUGAAAGCGCAGCUUGAAGAAAUUGGUGUUCGAGAAACUGAUAUUGAAAAGGCAUCGGAAAUGUUUAAACAAGAAGUAAUAGUUGAGGGAUGGGACAAGAUAGCGCAAAGAAUUCCAGCUGAAAUUUGGAUAAGAUUUAUGACUGAAUGGGUCAAAAUAUCAGACAGCCACAUUGGAAAGUUCAGACUCAGAACCAGUACUUUGAACUCACAGUAUAGCAAACUAAAAGGACAAAUCAAAGUCAAAGCUGAACUAAGCGAAAGCUUACGUGCCGUGGAUUUUGACAAAUUAAAAAUAGAGAAUAGCGAGUGUUUGAAAACCAUUGAUUACAAACUACAGCAAUUGGGUGAGCUAAAGAAAAUGACUGGUGACGCAAAUUUGAAUCUAACGGUACAUAAAAAAGCAAUGAUGCAACAAAAUGGUUACCUAUCUAACAUACUACAAUCUAUUAAAGAGAAACAGAAACAAACAGCGGAAUUAGACAAAGAAAAAGAUGUAAUUAAAGUUCAAGCGGAGAGUUUGUCCCAAAGGCUCGACGAUGUUAGGAAAGUCAGACUUGCAUACGAAGUACCAGAUAUAAUGGACUAUGUUAACGUUAAAUCUGAGGUUGCAGAUUUAAAACAUAGCGUCAAAUUGUUAGAAAAUAGAGUGCACAUACAGGAAAUAGCGUUGGCUUCUUUGAAUAAGAAGUUGAAAUCGAUUAUUUCGAACGAAAUGUAAAACAGUAAUACGUUUUUUUUUUUUGAAUUAUUUCUUUUGUUAAUCGUGUCGCAAAUUAAUGUGACAAAUCUGUUGAAUUAAAUACUUAUAUUUUUGUGUUUUACUCAA
Messenger RNA from Maniola jurtina (meadow brown), 1477 nucleotides. Its product is annotated as coiled-coil domain-containing protein 113-like. The coding region runs from base 128 to 1369 and encodes 413 amino acids. Lineage: Eukaryota; Metazoa; Arthropoda; Insecta; Lepidoptera; Nymphalidae. Gene Ontology annotation, cellular component: axoneme; ciliary basal body. The record is from RefSeq and is a predicted model, not a curated record. Gene Ontology annotation, biological process: cilium assembly. The transcript has 5 exons.